Betta splendens (Siamese fighting fish) is the source of this 5467-nucleotide messenger RNA. RefSeq names its product rho-related BTB domain-containing protein 2-like. Gene Ontology annotation, molecular function: GTPase activity; GTP binding; protein binding. Lineage: Eukaryota; Metazoa; Chordata; Actinopteri; Anabantiformes; Osphronemidae. Bases 78 to 2243 code for a protein of 721 amino acids. The record is from RefSeq and is a predicted model, not a curated record. The transcript is spliced from 10 exons. Gene Ontology annotation, biological process: small GTPase-mediated signal transduction.
CGCGUUUCCGAGCCGCGUUCGCCCCGCGUCGAAGAUGAAGUCAAACGCGAGCUGGCGUCAGGUGCAAGCCGCAUCCGAUGGAGCCCUGCUUUCCGUCUCGUCCGUCGACCAAGCCGAUGCAGCACUUCCCUCGGUUGCGGUCCCAGCUGACAGUUUCUGAUAUGGACUAUGAGAGGCCAAACGUUGAGACUAUCAAGUGUGUGGUGGUGGGGGACAAUGCGGUCGGAAAGACUCGCCUCAUCUGCGCCCGGGCCUGCAAUGCCACGAUGACUCAGUACCAGUUACUGGCUACACAUGUGCCCACGGUCUGGGCCAUUGACCAGUACAGAGUAUGCCAGGAGGUACUGGAGCGCUCCAGAGAUGUAGUGGAUGACGUUAGCGUGUCCCUAAGGCUCUGGGACACUUUUGGAGACCACCAUAAGGACCGUCGUUUUGCAUACGGCAGAUCUGACGUGGUGGUGUUGUGCUUCUCCAUCGCCAACCCCAACUCUCUGUACCACGUGAAGACCAUGUGGUACCCAGAGAUCAAGCACUUCUGUCCCCGUGCCCCUGUUAUCCUGGUAGGCUGUCAGCUGGACCUGCGCUACGCAGACUUGGAGGCGGUAAACAGGGCUCGACGUCCCUUAGCUAGACCUAUUAAAUCCAAUGAAAUUCUUCCUCCGGAGAGAGGCCGGGAGGUGGCCAAAGAACUGGGAGUGCCAUAUUACGAAACGAGCGUCGUCGCCCAGUUUGGAGUAAAGGACGUCUUUGACAAUGCUAUUCGAGCCGCGCUCAUCUCACGCCGCCACCUCCAGUUUUGGAAAUCUCACCUCAGAAACGUCCAGCGGCCUCUCCUUCAGGCGCCCUUCCUGCCGCCGAAACCCCCCCCGCCCAUAAUCACUGUGCCUCCUCCGCCGACGACCACCGAGGAGCAUCCCGUCGGCCUCCUGGAGGACCCGCACUGCGCCGACGUCAUCCUGGUCCUGCAGGAGCGGCAGAAGAUCUUUGCGCACAAAAUAUACCUGGCCACGUCCUCCUCGAAGUUCUACGACCUGUUCAUUAUGGACACGCAGAGCGAGGAGGCCGAGAGGCCCCCUCGCGGGCCCCUGUCUGGCCGAGAGCUGCUGAUGCGCGCCGCCAGCUUCGACGUCUGCGAGAGCAACGACGAGGGCGACAGGGCCAACCUGAGGGCCUGCACCAGUGACGGGACCCUGAAAGACUCCGAGGGAGGCCGGCGGGGCAGGCUGCUCUCCUCGUGGAGCCGAGCCUUCGUAAGCAUCCAGGAGGAGCUAGUGGACGACCCCCUGACGUACACCCCCAGGGCCAUGACUGUGGUGCACAUGGAUCAGUCCAUGCAAAUCGGCCCCUUCCGAGCGGUCCUUCGGUACCUGUACACAGGUCAGCUGGACGAGAACGAGAAGGAGCUCAUGCACAUUGCGCACAUCGCUGAGCUGCUGGAGGUCUUUGACCUGAGGAUGAUGGUGGCGAACAUACUGAACAACGAAGCCUUCAUGAACCAAGAAAUCACCAAAGCCUUCCACGUACGGCGCACAAACAGAGUCAAGGAGUGCUUGGCCAAAGGCACGUUUUCUGAUGUUAUAUUCAAGCUAGACGAUGGGACGAUCAUGGCCCAUAAGCCUUUGCUCAUCUCUAGCUGUGACUGGAUGGCAGCUAUGUUUGGCGGCCCGUUUGUAGAAAGCUGCACCAAAGAGGUGCUGUUUCCCAACACAACACGCAGCUGCAUGCGGGCUGUGCUAGAAUAUCUCUACACGGGCCGGUUCUGCUCUCGGCCUGACCUGGAUGCGAUGGAGCUCAUUGUCCUUGCCAAUCGUCUCUGCCUCCCCCACCUCGUUGCCCUUACAGAACUCUACACAGUGACAGUAUUGACAGAGGCAGCGAUGAUGGGGACUGACAUCGAUGGAGAUGUGCUAGUGUACCUGGAUAUGGCCCAGUUCCACGGAGCCCAGCAGCUCACUGGCUGGUGUCUUCACCACAUCUGCACCAACUACAACAGUGUUUGUCGCAAGUUUCCCCGAGACAUGAAGGCCAAGUCUGCAGAGAACCAAGAAUACUUUGAGAAACAUCGCUGGCCGCCUGUGUGGUACCUGAAAGAAGAUGACCACUACCAAAGAGCGCGCAAGGAGCGAGACAAGGAGGACUACCUGUACCAGCGGCGGCAGUGCAAGCGCAAGUGGCUCUUCUGGAACCUUCCCUCCUCCCCUAAUUCGAACUCUCCCUCUUCUGGUUCGUCUGCUGUGAUCUGAUUAAUGGUGGGGCCCUGGUUCACUACUGUAUGAUGCCAGUAGUAAAAGGUCCAGUAACAGUAAAGCGCUCCAGGCACAACAUUUCUCCUCCUCCUCCUCCUGUUUGUUCGGCUCUGCAGUCGAACCCUCCUCCUCCGUCUGGAAGCUAAAUGAACGGCUAAUUUAUUCCAGUUUCUCAAUUCUCAGUGACUCUCUGACAAAAGGCACAGUGAUGCUGACGCAAACAGCACCUCGUCGCGAUUGUUACGUGUUCCACCGCAUCAGUUUUAACAUUUUUAAAAAUCAGGAAUCUGCUGGCACAGAACUGUCCGCUCACAAGGAUAACUAUCGAUAUCGAACCUUAACUAGUAACCAAGUGCUGCUUAUCAGCUGCAACAACCAGCAAUUCAACACGGAACCUGCAUCUCAGAGAUAUAUGACACUUACAAGUGUUUGUACAAUCUACCCAACCACAGUGUGUGCAUAGUAUGGGCUCAUUACCAGGAUGUGAUGGCAUUGUGUCCUGCUAGGAGUCAGUUACUGGACUCGUUUAUUCAUUCUGAUUAUCAUCAUGUGUGCAAACUUGGAAAAAAAAACAUGCAAGCUUAUUAUGUAGUCCGUGCUAUUGAAUGUUUCUGUAGAGGUAGAAGUUGUGAGUCUGGACACACUCAGUAUUUACGUACAGUAUCGUGGUCUCGUAGUUUUGUGGCCUCUUGUCACAUAAGGGCUUUAGUUUACAUGAAUGCGUUUAGCAUCGACUGGAAAAUGCCAGCAAAAUGAAGCUAGUUUCUGUACGUUUUGCUUCAUGAGGCCUAUUAUCACAUCAUUUGUUGAGUCGAUAUCAUUCUGGAAGGAAACUACAAUACAUUGACUUGUAACCACUGGCAGUAUUUCCAGAGCCGACGUGUCUACGUGUAUAUUACUAUUCGUUCAACGGUGGUGAUUUGACCUUCAGAGAUGCAUCCUGGACGAUGUGAGGAUGCUCCACGGUUGCCCAAAAGGGCAGGAGGCUUCACUGGCCAUGUGAAGUCAUCUAGGCCUCAAGCACUUUCUGGACUCCUCUGCACAGAGACUUCAAUAAAGUGACUUCAAGGACAGUAUGACGUCACAACGUGCUGCGGCAGACUUUAACAAAACUUGGGGAGAGAGGGAUAAUAAUGUGUGAAGAAGGUUUAGAUUAAAUCACUGUAUUUACUGGUGUUGAUGAUGGAUGAACUGGAAGACUUGGUGCUUGGUGGGGGGAUGAGUAGUCUUGUAAAUUGUACAAAAUAUCAAAUGAACUGCAAGUAACUUGCAUCACUAGCGAGCACUGCAGGCAGUGAGCAGUAUCCUACAGUAUUACGCAGUAAUACACAGACUGAAUAUAGACUUGACUGGUUCAACUUGCAGUUAGUUACAGUGCAGCUACAAACUAUUGUUAUAAACACCCAAUACUCCAGUUCCAUUUAUCAUGCAACAAUAUACAUGCAAAUUACAGGCAGUUCAAAUGUGUUCAAAUAGUUGACUUUUAGUAACAUAGUAUUAAAGUUAAAAGUACAGCAAUUUAUAUAUAAAUGACAUUAUUAAGACUUAUAUACAUGGUAAAACACACCAUACAUAUGGAGAGCCUUCUCCGAUUGCCGCAUUUGAAGCAUAUGUUGCCUUAGUCCUGUACAUGUUCAUACUGUACUACCAUUCAGAUGUUACAGUAGAUAGUGGCCAACAAAGAGCUAAUCAUUCUUACAAUGACAAAUCAAAUGUCUUUUUUGCACAAACUCCGGAUCUGAGAAGUACACUGCAUGAAUAGGGCUCACCCAGAUUCAGUGUUAUUUAAUGUGUAAACAUAGGCAUGGAGGGUGCUGGUGCUCUAAGCAGCUUUAAAUUACUUACUCAGACUCUCUCUCAUUCUUUUGGUCUAUUGCUAUUUAAACAUACUGCAGGACUUUGAGAAGUUCAAUUGUUUUGGCCUAAAUGCUUCAAAAGCGAUAGACUUUGUUCUCUUUGAGAGACUGCUUCAUUCUGAUUCUGAAGGUUUUCUUUUCUUAAGGAAUUGAAGUCCCUUUUCCCACCAAACACAGUUUAUCACACUAGUUUACCUCCAGGAGGCUCUGCAUUGUUAUGAUUUGCCUUAGUGGUGUGGAGUUCAUGGACAUGCGUUUCAUUCCUCGGCGCAUUUGCAUUUCUCACUGAACCUUCUGCUGAUGUUCUGCAUCAACAACACCUCAUGCCUUAAUGUACAGUGCAGUGUGUUGUAUCUAACGUGUUAUUGUGUUUGCUCUAUGUUCAGUUGUCAUGGUGCUCGCCAGGCUGUGUGUGUGUGUGUGCGUUCGUGUGUUCGAACAUGUACAUAAUGCAUCAGUUGGAUGUAUAGCAAUCAAUCUGUGUGCAAUUUGAGGAGUCACUCCUUGAACGCUGCGUAGAGGUUGCAUGUUCUUUAAAUUCCAGACUCUGACCGUCAAGGCCACACUAGACUCACACAGUAACAAAACCAUCAAAUUGUGACAUAAACCACAAACCGAAUGCAGGGAUUUAAAAUUUGCUUCAUUAUCUUAAAGCUGCUCGAUGCUAAUGACCUGACCCUGAUUUGGAGUCUGCAGAAUAAAAAGAAAUGCUGACGCAGCAUCGUGAGCCUCAGAGGUUAGAUUGUAACUCAAACAUGUAAAUAUUAAAUAUGACAACUUGCAAUUUGAAUCUUGGCAUAGAACCUGAUACAAGCUACUGGAUGAUUUAACGUAUAUAGUUUUUGUACUAUGCAUAAACCUUGAAUCUAAAAUCUUGCACUGCUUUGUAGCACCAGGUUCAAAACUAACUGCAAAGGAGGGUGUUGCAAAAUCGCUAGAGAUGUAGACGACGGCAGGACAAAACUUUGGAUGAUCAAUUACAAUGAUGUUGUCGCUAUGGGGCCCUGCUCUGUAUGUAUGGGUGCUAAUAUCACCGCUGCAGAGAAGCACAAACCAAAGGGAGCUGAAGCAGCACCAGGAAUAUGUUAUAUAUGCUGCACAAUCACUACCGCAUAGUUUAAGAGGCCUUGUUCAGAAAGGGUGGAAAAUGAAACAAAAGUCAAUAAACGAAAAGAAAAACAACUUGAAUGUUUUCUCAGUGUUCAAAGCCUGGAUGACCUUUUCUUUCGUCAUCAGGUAUUUUUGUUCUCAGAAGCUGUUUUUAUUGUUUGAGAGCUGUAAAUCUGAAAUUCUGUAGCAUGUGAUCUUCAAAAUAUGUGAAUAACAUUUACUAAAUUAAAAAAACGAGCAACUAUUAACUUUUGA